Messenger RNA from Rotaria sp. Silwood2, 525 nucleotides. The record is from the annotation of a GenBank genome assembly. Lineage: Eukaryota; Metazoa; Rotifera; Eurotatoria; Philodinida; Philodinidae.
AUGUCUGGUAGUGGUUUAGAUUUAACUUACAUUCGUGACUCACCUCAAUUUGGCAGUCUCAUUUGGAUCGGCUAUGUCGGACAAUCAGAUGGUUUAGCAAUAACUAACGUUGUUUUUGGUCAAUAUAAUCCUGGUGGACGUUUACCAAUUACUAUGUAUUCAGUAUUCUAUGUCGACGAUGUAAAGGAUACAGUUGCUGUAGCUCUUCAUACCGAUACAGAUCUCAAUUGUAGUGAUUUCUAUUUAAAACAUAGAAAAGGGUCACUCGAUAACAAAACUAUUGUUGAGAAAGAUAUUGAUCGUGCCCUUGAACGUGCAUUCAAUGUUCUAACUCAACUCGGCUGGUUUGAUCCACCUGAACAACAAUUUUAUCGACAGUUGACAAAAGCCGAUGUCGAUACACCUGAAUCACGAAAAUUAUCAUUAGAAAGCGCUCAAGAUAGUAUUAUUCUAUUGAAGAAUGUUAAUAGAUCAUUGCCAUUACAUAUUGAUCAAUUAAAAAACAAAAAAAAUUGCAUUGAUUGA